AUGUGCAAUGAUGGUAAUGUUGCUGGUGUGGUCCUUCAUCAUCUGUCUCUAUCAGCUGCCAUCGAUUUGAAUGUAUUCGCGAAUCUCACAAAAUUGGUAGCCCUUUCGAUAUCCAACAACUCCAUUAUCGGAAAAUUCCCAAACAAAUUAGGUGAAAUGCUUGCAUAUCUCGACAUUUCUGAUAAUCUCUUCAAUUCGUCUCUCCCACCUAAUAUCAAUAAGGUCAAUAGUUUAAUGAAUCUGUCUUUAGCCGGAAACAGCUUCUCAGGGUCCAUUCCUGAUUGGAUUUCAGAACUGAGCAACCUAAAAUCUCUUGAUUUAAGUCGGAACCUAUUCUCUAGACCAAUUCCACCAUCCAUUACAACGCUAAACAACCUUGUUUAUCUAAAUCUCUCCAUGAACACGCUCACAAAGAAAAUCCCGAAAGGUUUUCAAGACAUGAUAGCACUUGAAGGUCUUGAUCUCCAUGAAAAUAUGCUCGAAGGUGAUUUCGAUCAUGAAUUCCUGCUUUUUACAACUUCCAUUCAUGUUGAUCUUAGUGGGAAUCUCUUAACUUCUUCAAAUCAAGAUGGGAAGUUCUUACCUGGGAUUUCUGAAACUGUAAAAUACUUGAAUCUUAGCUGA
Molecule: messenger RNA, 624 nt
Organism: Lactuca virosa
Lineage: Eukaryota; Viridiplantae; Streptophyta; Magnoliopsida; Asterales; Asteraceae
Source: the annotation of a GenBank genome assembly